Manis javanica (Malayan pangolin) is the source of this 828-nucleotide messenger RNA. The record is from RefSeq and is a predicted model, not a curated record. Lineage: Eukaryota; Metazoa; Chordata; Mammalia; Pholidota; Manidae.
ACCACAGCCCCCGGCACGCCCCACAGCGCCGGCCGAGCCACAUGACCCAGCAUCUCCGGGUCCUGCGGUCACGUGACUCGGGGAAGAUGGCCGCGGUGACUGCCGAGAGCUUCGCUGCGCUCCAGAGCCUGCUGAAGGCCUCCUCGAAAGAUGUUGUCAGACAGCUGUGCCAGGAAAGCUUUUCCAGCUCAGCGCUUGGCUCAAAAAAACUCUUGGAUAUGACGUGCUCCAGCUUGUCUGUGACCCAGGAGGAGGCAGAGCAACUGCUCCAGGCUCUGCACCGCCUCACCAGGCUGGUGGUGUUCCGGGACCUGUCCUCUGCUGAGGCGAUUCUGGCUCUCUUUCCUGAAAAUUUCCACCAGAACCUCAAAAACCUGCUGACAAAAAUCAUCCUAGAACAUGUAUCCACUUGGAGAACUGAGGCCCAAGCAAAUCAGAGUGAGUACCAGUAAGCCUGCCUCUUCCCCCUGCCUCCUCCUUCCAGCCUCAGCUCUCAAUCUGCCAGGUGGCCAGAGUUUUCAACCAAAACUCAAAGUGAGUUAACCUAAUCCCAAGCCAAACAGUAUGUGUUGUGUCUUUCUUAAUUGCAUUUAAAAAUAUUUUUAUCAUAAACUUAAUGUAAUAUAGUUGUUUAAAACAAUCACACAGAAAUAUCCAAAGCAGAAAGUUAAGUACUUAAAACAAUUAUAUUUCCAUUAGAAAAAAAAUUAACCAUAAGUGAAAUUAUUUUGAAAAAUUGAACAAAAGUGGGUGUUUAAUAAAUAGUCACUAAACUUACCCUGAACCAGUCACAGUGCCAAAGAGCUCUUCCUGCAUUAACUCAUUUAG